AUGGACAAGAGCCAAAUCACCAAGCAUAGAAGGUCGCUCGGCGAAUCAGAUCACAGCUUCGAGCACCGGCCCAGAUUUUACCGGCAGGAAGGUCAACACGCAGAGGAACGGAGGUCGCCCAGGGAAGCCCGGUCGGACUCCUAUCAGCAGCCUCGCAAGGAGGUUCGCCGGGAACGCAGUCUGAGUCCGUACAGCAAACGACUGGCUUUAACGCAAGCAAUGAACAUGUGA
Messenger RNA from Exophiala dermatitidis NIH/UT8656, 231 nucleotides. RefSeq lists its product as uncharacterized. Lineage: Eukaryota; Fungi; Ascomycota; Eurotiomycetes; Chaetothyriales; Herpotrichiellaceae. The record is from RefSeq and is a predicted model, not a curated record. The coding region runs from base 1 to 231 and encodes 76 amino acids. The transcript has a single exon.